Diabrotica balteata is the source of this 1989-nucleotide messenger RNA. NCBI's taxonomy places the organism in Eukaryota, Metazoa, Arthropoda, Insecta, Coleoptera, Chrysomelidae. The record is from the annotation of a GenBank genome assembly.
AUGUGUAAUGUUCGGCUUUGUUCUAUAUAUUUGAUUGUGUCACUCUCUUUAAGUUUGUACAUAGUCUAUCCAUGUUCCUGUCAAUCUACGAAUGGUAAAGAUUAUGGAGGAGUCAUAAGUAGAGACAAUUCCUAUGAUUUUGGGCAGUUUAAAGAUUUCGAUGUCGAGCGAUUUUCGAGUAACAAAGCUAAAGAUGUGGCAUUUUUGACAAAUUUGAUAGAAGAUAUACGAAAGCAAGCCCUUACUUAUGAAUUACCCAUAAAUGCUAGCGAAUAUAAAGCCAACAAAAAGUCCAUUAAAGAUUUCGGUUCUUUUGACUUUAUUAUAAUUGGAGCUGGAUCUGCUGGCAGCCUUUUAGCUAAUAGAUUGUCUGAAGUUAAAGAGUGGAAAAUAUUGCUAAUAGAGGCUGGUGGAUAUGGAGAUAACAUCACGGACAUCCCUAAUAUGUACUUCGAAGUCGAAUAUACAGACUAUAAUUGGGGAUUCGUUAGUGUUCCACAGAAAACUGCCUGUUUAGGUAUGGUUGAAAAAAAGUGUCCAAACGCCAGAGGACGAGGUGUAGGUGGAACAACUUUAAUAAAUGGCUUAGUCUACUCCAGAGGUUCAAGCCUAGAUUUUGAUCGCUGGGCAAAUAAAGUACAAGAUUCUAGAUGGUCAUACAAUAACGUUUUGCCUCUUUUUAAAAGAACCGAAAGGUUUAACCACAGAGAUAAGCAAGCACCUGUUAAUAAAUCAAUCCAUGGAUAUCAAGGACUCCUCAAUGUCGAAUACCAUUUACCAGAAAGUCCUCAACUAGUAGCUUGGCUAGGCGCACAUGCAGAGCUAGGUUUACCGAUAGCUGAUUACAAUGCUGGAACAGGAUUAGGAGCAUCUCCUGCUCAAAUCAAUACAAAAAAUGGAAGGAGACAGGAUGCUGGAACAGCGUUUAUACUACCCAUUCUUAAGAGAAAAAAUUUAUGGGUUUCUACCUAUAGCUAUGCCACUAGAAUCCUUUUAGAUCAAAACAAAGUAGCUAGAGGUGUUGCUUUUACCAGAAAUGGUCAAAAUUUUAUUGCUACAGCCUCUAAAGAAGUCGUACUGAGCGCAGGAGCAUUUCAAACACCACAGCUUCUUAUGUUGUCAGGAAUAGGACCUAAACAUCAUUUAAGCUCUUUAAAUAUCACAGUAGUUCAAGAUUUAGCGGUAGGGAGUACCCUUCGGGAUCACGCUUGUUUUUAUGGUUUGUCGUUUAGUACCAAUUAUACGGAGCCUAUUUUGCCACUGCAGAAUUACGUGUCCCAAUUUUUGAAAGGAGUAGGACCACUAGCUGCACCGGGAAAUAAUCAGGGAGUUGGAUUUUACGAAUCACAAUUUACUAGAGGUACUGGUUAUCCGGAUAUAGAAAUAAUGUUUAUACCAUCAAAUGCUACAACCAACCUAUCCCAGAGAGCUUUCAGGUUGACUAACGAGACCUACGAAGACGUUUGGAAGUAUACCGAUCCAGCUAAGUCUUAUGUAGCUUAUGUAACAGCACUGCAUUCUGAUUCCAUCGGUACUGUCCGUUUGAGAAGUAAUGAUCCUUUCGAUUAUCCACUAAUCGAUAACCGAUUUUUAUCAGAUCCGUACAACAGAGACAUAAGACGACUAUAUGAAGGUAUACUCAUUUUUUUAAAGUUAAAGGAAACUAACGCCAUGCGUCUUAUUAAUACAAAAUUACAAGGAGGACCAUUAAGAGCCUGUAAUCAAUACUCGUACCAAUCUAGGGGCUACUGGUUCUGCGCAAUUCGACAGAUGACUAUGAACCUUUAUCAUCCUGUAGGAACUACGCCCAUGGGUCCAAAUCCUCAUGGUGGAGAUGUCGUAGAUUCAGAAUGUCGAGUUCAUGGUGUUAAGGGGUUAAGAGUUGUAGAUGGAAGUGUUUUUCCUUUUACACUAGCAGGUCAUCCUAAUGCCCCCAUUAUGUUAGUGGCGGAAAUGGCGUCUGAUUUUAUUAAGAAUCAAUAUGUAUAA